Messenger RNA from Scophthalmus maximus (turbot), 1781 nucleotides. RefSeq names its product core histone macro-H2A.2. Bases 273 to 1385 code for a protein of 370 amino acids. The transcript is spliced from 9 exons. Gene Ontology annotation, cellular component: nucleosome. The record is from RefSeq and is a predicted model, not a curated record. Gene Ontology annotation, molecular function: protein heterodimerization activity; DNA binding; structural constituent of chromatin. NCBI's taxonomy places the organism in Eukaryota, Metazoa, Chordata, Actinopteri, Pleuronectiformes, Scophthalmidae. Gene Ontology annotation, biological process: nucleosome assembly.
UCUCUCUCUCUCUCAGUGAGAGUGUGUAUGUGACAGUGUGUGCGUGCGUGCGUGCGUGCGUGUGUGUGUGUGUGUGUGCGCGCGCGUGCGUGCGUGUGUGUGUUUUCCCCCCUCCACGGUUUGGGAAGCAAGAUUACGCGCAAGGACGAGCGACUCCACGGAGUCAAAACAAAACGCGCCACCGGGGCCGCUCGUUUUUUCCACCGGAGGGAGAUUCGUCGUGUUGAGCAUCUCGCGCCGAUUCGCGUCCGAGGAGGACAAAACAGAGCAAGAUGUCAGCCAGAGGCGGUAAGAAGAAGGCCACCAAGCUGUCCCGGUCAUCCAGGGCGGGCGUCAUCUUUCCCGUGGGGAGGAUGAUGAGGUACCUGCGCACUGGCACGCACAAAUACCGCAUUGGCAUGGGGGCGCCCGUCUACAUGGCAGCCGUCAUCGAGUACCUGGCAGCCGAGAUCUUGGAGUUGGCAGGAAACGCGGCGCGGGACAACAAGAAGGGCCGAAUAACCCCCAGGCACAUCAAGCUGGCCGUGGCCAACGACGAGGAGCUCAACCAGCUGCUGCGGGGGGUGACCAUAUCGAACGGAGGCGUUCUGCCUCGCAUCCACCCAGAGCUGCUGUCGAAGAAGAGGGGGAGCCGGGUGAAGGUGGACAGCCAGUCGUCCGUCCCCGAGAAGCAGGUGGAGCGCUCAAAGAGCAAGAAACCCGUCAAAUCCUUGAAAAAGGUCAAAGGCAAACGAGGCCGAAAGCCAAAGAGCAUAGACAACGACAAAGAGUCCGUACCGAACUCCACAGCCGAGGACGGUCCCGGGGACGGAUUCACCAUCCUGUCGGCAAAGAGCCUGUUCCUCGGACAAAAGCUUUCGCUAACAGAGAGUGAAAUCGGCAAAAUCGGAACAAUCAAGGUGGAAGGGAUAAUCAACCCGACGAACGCGGAGAUGGACCUGAAAGACGGAGUUGGCAACGCCCUGGAGAAGGCCGGGGGCCGAGAGUUCCUGGACGGAGUGAAGGAGCUGCGGAAAGCACAGGGGCCUUUGGAGGUGUCAUCAGUGGCCGUGAGCCAGGCCAGCGGGAUGGCGGCGCGCUUCGUCAUCCACUGUAACGUCCCCCAGUGGGGCUCGGAGAAGUGCGAGGACCAGCUGGAGAAGACGGUGAAGAACUGCCUCUCGGCGGCCGAGGAGAAGAAGCUCAAGUCUGUCGCUUUCCCUUCACUUCCUGCUGGACGGAACGGCUUCCCGAAGCAAACGGCCGCGCAGCUCAUCCUCAAGGCCAUCUCCAACCAUUUUGUGUCGUCCACCAGCUCCUCCCUGAAAAACAUUUACUUUGUUCUGUUCGACAGCGAGAGCAUUGGAAUAUACCUUCAGGAAAUGGCAAAGCUGGACGCCAAGUGAGGAUCGGUGUUUUAGGCUUUGUGUUCUUUUCUAAGUGUCGUUUUGUUGCUGAUGGUGUAGAUAGGCGACGUGGCAGUAGGGGGUUUUGGCUCCGUCUUGGUUGACGAGGAAGAAAAAAACAAAAAAACAUUAAUUGUGUGAGUGGAGUGCUGUUCACGUUUUAUGUUCCACUGUCCCCUUCAAGAGAUUUCGUUCCUUAUAGAUUGGGUCAUUUAAAUCCGUACAGUUUGCCGUUAUGGUUCCUUGUUUCACUGAUGUUUUUACAUUCCAUGUACAAAUAUAUCAGUUGUUUUUUUUCUCCUGGCCUCUGUAGUUUCUGAUACAGUUAGUUUACUAAAAAAAAAAAAACUGUGGUUCUCAUUUGCUUUGAAAUAAAAACCCAGAUGUUUUACACCA